Pollicipes pollicipes is the source of this 769-nucleotide messenger RNA. Its product is annotated as skin secretory protein xP2. The record is from RefSeq and is a predicted model, not a curated record. Gene Ontology annotation, cellular component: nucleus. Lineage: Eukaryota; Metazoa; Arthropoda; Thecostraca; Pollicipedomorpha; Pollicipedidae. The transcript has 3 exons. Bases 135 to 554 code for a protein of 139 amino acids.
UUGGAAGUGAAAGGCCAGCCUUGGGCGCUCCAGUACAAAGGCGAUUCAAAUCUGGCACUAGGGCGUUGGCGCAGCGUUUGGUGGUGUUGGUUGUGCGACUUGGGACCGUUUAGUGUUUUACAUUGUUAACCAACAUGACGACGACAGAACUGACAAUCGGUUUGGGUGGUUCUGAACGAAUCUCUAGCAGGGUGCUGAAGCCCCCCGGCGGUGGCUCGUCCAACAUUUUCGGCCCGCCGGAUGACGCCCCAGUGCCGUCCCGGCCGCGCCACUCCGCCUCGAGCGCGUCCAUCGGCGACGCGCCGGCCGCCGAGUCGGCGCCCCCGGCCGAAGAGCCGGCCGACCCUGCGGCGCAGGAGGACGACGCCGACACCGACGAGACCGAGGCUGGUGCCGACGACUCGGAGAACUGCGAGGACGGCGGCGUGGACCCCGCCUCGGCCGGCGACGGCGCCGAGCCGGCCGCGACGCCGCCGGCCGAGAAGCCGGAGCCGGCGCCGGCGCCGGCGCGCGGCCGCGUGCCACCCGGCGGCUUCUCCACGCCGCUCUGGUGAGCGCCGCCGCCGCCGCCGCUGCCGCCCGAUCCACUGCUACACAUGCCUUUCAGUGUGCCGAUCUCGCCGCUCGCCGGCCGCCGGCGGCCGUGCAGCUAGCUGUAGACGUGGAGUGGCGCUUGCCGGACACCGCUCGCGGGGCUGGGGCGCCCUCGAGGCCAGCCCGGCGCAUGCGGUAUGACAUUCCUUCUUCUUCAAUACAGAUCUGUUCGCGA